AUGGAUCUAAGCAUAAGCACAGAGGUCCCCCAGGGGCCCCAGGGGGCCCCUGGGGGCACCUCGGAGGAAAAGACCUUCUUCGGGCUCCCGACAGAUCUUAGGCCUGAUGGCCGCCUCAGUGCCACAGCUCUGAGACCCUUCAAGGUAGAACUGGGGCCCUUGAGGGGGCCCCACGGCAGUGCCAGAUGCACGCACGGCCUUACUGUUGCACUGGCUACGGUAGUGGGGCCCCUGGACGCAAGAGGGGCCCCCCACACUCAUGCGGGGAUCUCAGUCUCUGUGAAGCCUCUGAGCCAGCCCCCUACGGGGCCCCGCAUGGCUGCUGCUGCCGCUGCUGCGCGGGCUGCAGCAGCGGUGGGAGAGAGCCCGAAUUCGCAGCGGGAAGCAGCAGCGGCCGCUUACGCCAAAGGGGACACAGGGGGCCCCCAGGGGCCCUCGGCAAUGGUAAGGAAGGCCUUGGACUGGAGUAGAUGUAUGGAAUUCCGCCUGCAGCAGCUUCUGCAGGAUGCCAUCUGCACAAGCCAGUUUCCCCGAUGCGUCAUACAGGUCGUCGUGCUGCUGCAGCAGGACGAUGGGGGCAGAGAGGCUUGUUGUUGCAACGCCACCUUCGCUGCAGUAAUACACGCAGGGCUUCCCCUCCGCUGGCGUUGCUGGGCUUUGUCAUAUGCGUCCCCUUCUUGUUUCUCUGAGGGAGGCCCAAAGGCCGCAGAAGGAGACGUAUAUCUUGAUCCGACACGAGAAGAAGAAGCUGUAGCAGCAAAGGUGGAAUGCGUUGCAACGGACCCAACCACCGGGUACUUGGUUGGGGCCUUUUCAUGUAUGCGGCUGGAAGGGUCAGACCAGAGCCUUGGGGGCGUGCCCGAGGCUCUAGACGCUACAGGCGUUCAAGGGGCCCCCCACGCGGCUUUGGGUGGCCUUGCAGUUGCUGCAGCAAGGGCAAUCGACGAGAGAGUACGGCUUGGGAUGCAGCAGCACCUGCAGCUGCUCACUGUAGCAUGGCCCACUCUAUCAGACAGUUGA
Messenger RNA from Cyclospora cayetanensis, 1020 nucleotides. RefSeq names its product exosome complex component RRP41. Gene Ontology annotation, cellular component: nucleolus; nuclear exosome (RNase complex); cytoplasmic exosome (RNase complex). NCBI's taxonomy places the organism in Eukaryota, Apicomplexa, Conoidasida, Eucoccidiorida, Eimeriidae. The record is from RefSeq and is a predicted model, not a curated record. The transcript has 2 exons. Gene Ontology annotation, biological process: U4 snRNA 3'-end processing; poly(A)-dependent snoRNA 3'-end processing; rRNA catabolic process. Bases 1 to 1020 code for a protein of 339 amino acids.